AUGCCUCUUCCCCCGGCGUUACUGGCUCGCCUAGCCAAAAGAGGGAUUCUUAAGCACUCCGAUCAAGGUAUAGCAACAAACUGUUCCAAACAAUCUAAUUUAUACUCACUAAAAAUGUUAGCUAGCUGUCUAACAUCAUUCACUAACACUACCUGUCUCUAGAUGUGGAUGAGAUCAUUGCUGAGGACUAUGACGACAACUAUGUAGAUUAUGAGACCACUGCCCGUGAGAAUUUACCUCCCAACUGGUACAAAGUAUUUGACCCUAUUUGGUAAGAACUCGUUCAGAUUCUCUACUAAACGUUUAGAUUGUACAACACCCAUUGGGUAUGGCUAGUGGACAGCAGCUAUGAUGGAGUGAUUGUUUUUGCUCGUGGACUGACUAAGAUUCCAUGUAUUUUGUGUCCUCAGUGGUCUGCCAUACUACUGGAAUGUGGAAUCUGACCUGGUUGCCUGGCUGUCCCCAACCGACCCCAAAUCUAUGAUAACCAAAGCUGCCAAGAAGUUGAGGGGUAAGAAGAGUCCUAGCGUGACCACCCAGUAGGAGACAGUUGCAUGUAUUCAGACUCAAUAUUUAGGAUGGAUUUGAUUGACACUCGCUAACCCCAAUAUUCUGUGUUUGUCUUACAGCAGAGGUUGGAGAGGACAGAGAGAGACAAAUUGAAAAGUCAGACAUAGAGAGGGAGCGGGAACCAGAAAUGGAAAGAGGAAGGAAUGAUGGGAGGGAGAGAGACAGACGGAUGCAGAGGAGAGAAGACACUGCCCCCUACAGCAAGAACAAACGAGGGUAAAGAUUCAUAACCUUCCUCAGGAGGGACGUUGCAUUUCUUUCUCAAAACAAAUAUUGCAAGCAUGAACAAAUGUAAUGAAUUAUGUACACUUGCUAACAGGUUUCUGUAAACUGUAUUUUUCAGGGAGGAAGGAUGAGGAGAUGGACCCAAUGGAUCCCAGUGCUUAUUCAGAUGCUCCCAAGUAAGGCCACUGACCCAACCAUAGUGGUCAUUCAUCACUACUUUUCCUUGCACCAUAAUCUUAUAGCCAUUGUCAGAAAUCCCUGCCACUCUUUUCCCCCUGCCCUGUAUAUAUCUAAGAUUUAUUUUCCUCCACACAGGGGCAAUUGGUCCACUGGCUUGCCCAAGCGCAAUGAGGCAAAGACGGGGGCAGACACCACGGCAUCAGGGCCUUUGUUCCAGCAGCGGCCGUACCCCAGCCCUGGAGCUGUACUCAGGGCCAACGCUGCCAAUAAAAAGCCCCCCAGUGAUUAUGACGACUGACCACAGGGCUUCAAACUCUGAGGGAAACACAGAACUGUGGGCUCAUUGUCUGCUACGUUUGGAUGAAGUCUCUGAAGUUACCAUUCUAUUUUCAAUCCAUACACAACAUGGAAUUUGAGACUCUUGAUAAAGCUUAUCCGGUGAGGCGAAAACAAGUUGUCAUGUGCUUCUGUACAUGUGUAAAUAACUUGGUAUUCUUUUUGUAUUGCUCGAAUGUUACCUGUAGGCUACCUUUGUUUUCAAUGAUCAUCAGAUGAGUUGCAUUUGCUAAAUAAAUUACUCAUUUUGUUAAAAAAAUAUUUGUUUUAAA
Coregonus sp. 'balchen' is the source of this 1583-nucleotide messenger RNA. NCBI's taxonomy places the organism in Eukaryota, Metazoa, Chordata, Actinopteri, Salmoniformes, Salmonidae. The record is from the annotation of a GenBank genome assembly.